GUAGAUUAUUCUAGAAGCUCAAACUCAAUGUGUAUAAAUGCAAUGCUCUUUCUGUGGUACCAGAAACAAGUCAGAAACAAACCAAAUCUAUACAGAAGAAGAAAAAAAGAAAUCAUCAAUUCAACAACUUGAAAAAUGGCAAACACCCAAAGAACAGCCAUCGGAAUCGACCUGGGAACAACCUACUCUUGUGUUGGAGUCUUCCAGCAUGGAAAAGUUGAGAUCAUUGCAAACGAUCAAGGCAACAGGACCACACCUAGCCACGUUGCAUUCACAGACACCGAGCGACUUAUCGGAGAUGCAGCAAAGCAGCAAGUAGCUCGAAAUCCUGAAGGGAGCAUAUUCGAUGCCAAGAGACUCAUUGGACGCAAGUACACAGAUCCUGUUGUUGCAGCUGACAUGAAGAAUUGGCCAUUCAAAGUCGUCAGCGACUCUGGAAAACCAAACUUCAGAGUAAACUUCAAAGGCGAAGACAAGAACUUCACACCAGAGGAAAUCAGCUCCAUGAUACUAACAAAGAUGAAGGACACAGCUGAGGCAUAUCUCGGACAAACUGUUACUGAUGCAGUUGUCACGGUUCCGGCCUACUUCAACGAUGCACAGAGACAAGCCACAAAGGAUGCUGGACACAUUGCCGGACUGAAUGUACUUAGGAUCAUCAACGAACCCACUGCAGCUGCUUUGGCGUAUGGACUCGACAACAAAGCUGGACUUGAAGACAAAGAGAAGAAUGUUCUCAUCUUUGAUCUAGGAGGUGGUACGUUUGAUGUGUCUAUUUUGACCAUCUCUGAAGGAUCCAUGUUUGAAGUGCGCUCCACGGCCGGCGACACCCACCUGGGUGGAGAAGACUUUGACAACCGUCUUGUUGACCAUUUUGUUAAUGAGUUCAAAAGAAAGUUCCACAAAGACUUGAGCAAAAAUCCACGUGCUCUAAGAAGACUGAGGACAGCCAGUGAGAAAGCGAAGAGGACCCUUUCUUCAAGCACAGAAGCUGCUAUUGAAGUGGACGCUCUACACCAAGGAGUGGACUUUUUCUCUAAAAUCACCCGUGCACGAUUUGAGGAACUCUGCAUAGACCUCUUCAGAUCCUGCCUUCAGCCAGUGGAGAAAGCACUGACUGAUGCUAAGCUAGACAAGGCUCAGAUCGAUGAGAUCGUUCUAGUCGGUGGCUCCACAAGGAUCCCACGAAUCCAAAAGAUGCUGCAAGAUUACUUCAAUGGCAAAGAACUCAACAAAUCGAUCAACCCUGACGAGGCUGUUGCAUAUGGAGCUGCCAUACAGGCUGCCGUUCUCACUGGAAACAAGAGCGAUGUGGUGCAAGAUAUGCUUCUGGUCGAUGUGGCUCCACUCUCUCUCGGUAUCGAAACUGCUGGAGGUAUGAUGACAAAACAGAUUGAGCGAAACACGAGAAUUCCAAAACGCACGUCACAAGUUUUCACAACCUACUCCGACAACCAGCAGGCUGUUACUAUCCAAGUAUUUGAGGGUGAACGAGUGAUGACAAAGGACAAUAACUUACUAGGCACUUUCGAACUCAAUGGCAUUCCCCCUGCCCCGAGAGGAGUACCCAAGAUCGAAGUGACCUUCGAUAUCGAUGCCAAUGGUAUCCUGAAUGUUUCUGCUAAAGACCAGAGCACUGGGAAGAAGAACGAAAUCACCAUCAAUGAUAACGGUAAACUAUCAAAGGAAGAUAUCGAAAAAAUGCUCUUCGAUGCUCAAAAGUACAAAGCUGAUGACGAGGCACAGCAGCAGCGAAUUGAGGCAAGGAACAAACUGGAAAGCUAUGCCUUCAGUGUACAGAGUGCAGCAAGAGAGUGUGAGAGCAAGAUUAGCAGCGAUGACUACCAGAAGAUCAGUGGAGAAGUUACAAGCACACUCAAAUGGCUGGAAGCAAAUCAACUUGCUGACAAAGAGGAACUGGAGUACAAGCUUUCAGAGCUACAGCAAGUAUGCAACCCCAUCAUGAGCAAGCUUCACCAGGGAGCCAAAAGUGAUGGAUCAAGUUCAACUGACACCGAUAAUGGUGGCCCUACCAUUGAGGAAAUGGACUAACUCAAUGUACUUUUAUGUAGUGUGUAUAUAGAUCUACACUGUUUUAUUAUGUUUUGUCAUGUGAGUGAGUGUUGUAAUAAUUAUAAUAAUAG
Molecule: messenger RNA, 2144 nt
Organism: Halichondria panicea
Lineage: Eukaryota; Metazoa; Porifera; Demospongiae; Suberitida; Halichondriidae
Product: heat shock 70 kDa protein 1-like
Exons: 1
Coding region: 136-2052 (638 amino acids)
Cellular component (GO): plasma membrane; nucleus; cytoplasm
Molecular function (GO): ATP-dependent protein folding chaperone; ATP binding
Source: RefSeq, a predicted model, not a curated record